UCUGGUGCAGCGCGUGGUAGUUGUGUCAAAGCAACAAAAUCCAGAGGGUCUUCACAGUGAAAAACGAAGAGAAGGAUUUCGGCGAAGAGGCCUUGAUUGGUGAUAAACUGUACCCUGAGGUCCCGGUGAAAGAACACCACCCCCGGCAGGCUGGCCACAUCCCCUCCCUCCUGCCUCCAUGUAUCCUGAAUCUACCACAGACUCCCCUGCUCGCCUCUCCCUCCGACAGACUGGCUCACCGGGCAUGAUCUACAGCGCUCGUUAUGGGAGCCCCAAACGACAGCUGCAGUUCUACAGAAACCUUGGGAAGUCGGGCCUGCGGGUGUCCUGCCUUGGAUUAGGAACAUGGGUGACGUUCGGUGGACAGAUAACUGAUGAGAUGGCAGAACAGCUGAUGACUCUGGCCUAUGAAAAUGGCAUUAAUCUGUUUGACACAGCGGAGGUCUAUGCUGCUGGGAAGGCAGAGGUGGUGCUCGGAAACAUCAUAAAGAAGAAAGGAUGGAGACGUUCAAGCCUGGUGAUAACAACAAAGAUCUUCUGGGGUGGAAAAGCGGAGACUGAAAGAGGUUUAUCCCGAAAACACAUUAUAGAAGGUUUAAAAGCCUCUCUAGAAAGACUGCAGUUAGACUAUGUGGAUGUGGUUUUUGCCAACAGACCAGACCCUAAUACACCUAUGGAAGAAACGGUUCGAGCUAUGACCCAUGUGAUAAACCAAGGCAUGGCCAUGUACUGGGGAACAUCCCGCUGGAGCCCGAUGGAAAUAAUGGAAGCGUACUCUGUGGCACGACAAUUCAACCAGAUUCCUCCCAUCUGCGAGCAGGCUGAGUACCACAUGUUCCAGAGAGAGAAGGUGGAGGUGCAGCUACCUGAGCUCUUCCAUAAGAUAGGUGUAGGGGCCAUGACGUGGUCACCACUGGCGUGUGGGAUCAUCUCAGGGAAAUACGACGGCAGGGUUCCUCCAUACUCCCGGGCCUCUCUGAAGGGUUACCAGUGGUUGAAGGACAAGAUCUUGAGCGAGGAGGGCCGGCGUCAGCAGGCGAAGUUGAAAGAGCUGCAGGCAAUCGCGGAGCGGCUGGGCUGCACACUGCCCCAACUCGCCAUCGCGUGGUGCCUACGGAACGAGGGAGUGAGCUCUGUCCUUUUAGGGGCGUCCAACACCGACCAGCUGAUGGAGAACAUAGGAGCAAUACAGGUUCUUCCAAAGUUGUCAUCAUCCAUCACACACGAGGUGGACAGCAUCCUGGGGAACAAGCCGUACAGUAAAAAGGACUACCGCUCCUAACGCGCAGCACGGCCCUGCCCGGCAGGGCUGCACCCGGGCUGCAGCCGCAGAGCCCCACCUUUGCCUGAUCCUCUGUUUGCUUGAGCUUUUACUAAGUGAGACCCUGGCGCAUGAGUCUGGCCACACCAAGGCCACCCAGGGCACCUCAUUUAGAAUUACAGGGAUGAGAUAAGGAAAGGGGAAAAAAAAAUACAGUCACCUCCACAGGAAAGGAAGGGAAGAAAGACAAAAGUGGAAGAGAGGUUAGGGAUAUGCGCUCAUACUUAAAUCAGUUAUACAUUCAAUUCAGCUGAACGUAUUUAAAAAAUGUAUAAAAACAAAUACCUUUUAAAAAAAAGUAAAAAAAAAUAAGCACACGCUUGCUUGGCAGCCAGAUUUUUCUUUUUUUCUUUUUUUUUUUCUAAAACUGAAUGCAACUAAAAGGAAGAUUAAGUUCAUACUGUACGAAUAUAUGAAAACUACUCUGUUGCACAUGUACCAUAGCCAUGCAUUUGAUCCUUGGAUGUUCUGUUUACAAACACGUGUGUACUGUACGAGUCCGUCAAGGUUUCUCUGAGAAGACCAUUUGUUUGUGUUGUCGACAUUGUCAGUGUACGAGCCUUCUCGUGGGUUUUAACAAUCAGCACUUUAGUAUUGUCAGUACAGGUGUUGGAGGGUAGUUCUAAGGAGGGGAGAGGAUGGUAUUACGAUAGUCUUAUCUCACAGCCAUUGCACUAUAGAAUCAUAUCUCCUCCUGAUAAUUCCCUCUCCUCCUCAUCCUCCCUUUGUGUCUUCACUGGCAAUACGUUUGACCAGCCUGAUGCUUCGACCCUCCUGCUGUCGUAAGCGUGGCGGUGGCGGCCAAGAUGAGGGGGAAUGAGGCUCCUCCUCCGUCCUGACCAGUGAACCGUCUGUUACGACGAGUCAGGAGCGUAGGCCGAUGUGUCAGGGCAGCUCGUCUGCCACUGAAGAGAUUAGCUACUUAUUCAUCCCUAACGGUCAAAACUGCAGCUGCGUUACGUCUAAUGCGGUGUCGUACUUCACUGUGUCACCCAGCCUCUGCUGUCUGUUUUCAGGCUGAGGAUUUACUGUGCAGGAAGUGGUCAUAUCAGUGCUGGCUCCACAUCUCAUGGAAACCUUUUCUUGAUCAAAGGUUGUUCAAGUAUUUUGCCUUAUUUACAGUUGCAUCAGACUGCACUGUGGGCUUUGGCGUAGACGAGCAGUUAGACAGCUGUCCCUUUUGGCCGACUGGUCUCAUGUCCCCAGUAAAUACUGGAACGCUGACUGGUGGAAGUGUCAUUAGCUGCAAGGAGAAGGCGCUGUGUCCAGCUAAUCCGUGGGUGGCAGCAGCUCAGGGAACAGAGCAGGUGGUUUUAGUCGUGUGGGCCCGUGCACAUGGUCUGGAGGUUGUAUUUACACGUCCGUCUUUCUUCCAUGUGUGGACACUGGGCAGGACCACUUGCAUUUUAGCGUGGCUUGAGCCAAAGAUCUUCUCCUUCUUCAUCUCUCUUUGACGACACAUCCAAGUGUUUCACUCUCACUUCCUGCAAGAUUAUAGAACUCAUCUUGGCGCAUGUGUUGUCCAGCUUGGUAUCUAUCUAUGGUAUGGACUUUACUCCAUAUGUAUAUCUUUUCGAACAUGCUGUUAUACUAGUUAACAAAUAAUAUGUCCUUCAUAUACAGAAUGCAUAAGUACAGCUACUUGCUUUAGGAUUGGUAAGGUUUGUUUCAGGCAACAAUACAACCUGAGACGUGUCAGAAAUAUUACUGCAGCCCUAUAUCAUUCUUUCUCCUUUGGAUGCUCUCUUACUGUGAUUAAAGCACAAGUGGAUAGCAUGUGAUACAUCCUCAAAGCAUGGAGCCUCUUCACCCAGCCUACAGUACCUAUACGGGACAAGCAAGGCGAUGCUACUCCGCUUACUAACGUGUAGGUAACAAAUCUUUACUAAUGGCUAAUAAACUAUUGAUUCUUAGCAGAAAAAUAAACCAGUACGUAUUAAGAAAACUGUCAUAUUAGUGUGAAUGAUAAUCAAAAGAAAUGAACAACUGUGCGGGAUUUGUGCGGUCUGCUUCGUUACUCCUCUUACGUGAUAUUUAACAGAAGCAAAGGGAUUUUUUGUCUCUGCUGUUGAUGUUUUUGUGUGUGCGUGUAUGGGGAGGCAACUAAACUAACCCCUUGCUUUAGACUGUUGUAUUAGUUGAUCCCUGUAUACGUUUGAUUUGCUGUGUCUGUGUUUUCUCAGAAGAGAAGAAAAAAAGAAAAGCAAAGAACAAUUAGUUAAUUUAGUCUGUGGAGUUCCUGUGUCUUAAUAUUGUCAUCUGCAGGGAGUGGGGAGGAAGUUUGAGACUUAACGUUCGUCAUUUUGGGAAAUACGCUUAUUUGCUUUCUUACUGAGAGUUGAAAUAAAAAAGAUUGACUGCUCGAUAUGAAGUAGCGUGAACGCCGGCAGUAGGCAAACUUAGCUUAGCAUGAAGACGGGAAAGGGGGAAACAAAUAGCCUGACCUGAUCUACCUACUGCUCCUCUAAAGCUAACUAAUUAACAUGUUACAUUUGUUUCAUUCAUCCAAAAAAACGUUUGUAUGGUAGAGAAACACUAUUUGAGGGGGGACAGACUUUGACACAAGACCUGUUCAUUUCGCCCGUAUAACUGCAAAUUGACGUAUUUGUGCAGGUUAAACACACAAGAUAUAAAGUUUUAACAAGAGAGCUUCAGAUGCUGGUAGGUGGACUGUGUUACUUUUGUACAGAGCCAGGCUAGCCGUUUCCACAUUCCCAGUCUUCAUGCUUAGCCAAGUUAGCCGGCUGCUGGCAGUAGCUUCAUAAUUAGCAUGCAGACGUUAUCAAUUUUCUCAUCUAACUCUCGGCAAAGAAAGGGAUAAUCACAUUUUCCAAAAUGUCAAACUUGCCCUUUAAAUGUAUUUUGUUUUAACCAUCAGUGUUAUUUCACAUCGUGCUGACCAGCCCAACAAAGAUCUUGUGGUGUUGAAAGGUUUCUGCACAUUGUAGAAAUAAACUGUUUUAAGGCUGUAGUGUAGUUACCUGGUGCCCUCGCCUGUUAAGGAGAAAUUCAUGCUUUAAGAGGUCCUAGUUUCUUCAUAUUUGCUGUUCUAACAUUGUAAUGACAAUUUACAGAAGGUUCUAGGUGAUACAGAGAAUAUAUUUUUAUGUUUUAGCCUUUAAUGCAGUAGAAAGAAUCAAAAUAACUUUUUAUUUUUUUCCAUCAUGCUGCAUUUUUCCUGUCAGUAUUGUAUUGAUUUUGAGAGACAAAAAUUAAGCAAUUUCUUUGUGUACUACUGUAAUGCAUUUUUUGAGGAAUGCUCUGAAGUGAAUGCAAUGGUGGACUGACUUCACUCUGAAGAAGAUGUAGUGAGAGCCUGGUAUCUCCUGUACAUAGUUUGACCUUUGUAUAUACUAUAUUUCUGGUUGUGAUCACCUCUGCCUUUUCUCUUUUCCUUUAUUCAUUUUCUUUGCAGGCGUUGCUAUCUGCACUGUGCUUGAAUCUGAAUUUAGACAGGGUGUACAGCUUAGAUCUUCAAUGAAAAUGAAAUAAUGAUAAAUAAGAAUAGUAAACAAA
Molecule: messenger RNA, 4837 nt
Organism: Perca flavescens (yellow perch)
Lineage: Eukaryota; Metazoa; Chordata; Actinopteri; Perciformes; Percidae
Gene: kcnab2a
Product: potassium voltage-gated channel subfamily A regulatory beta subunit 2a
Exons: 16
Coding region: 179-1282 (367 amino acids)
Biological process (GO): transmembrane transport; potassium ion transport; regulation of action potential
Cellular component (GO): cytoplasm; membrane; juxtaparanode region of axon
Molecular function (GO): potassium channel regulator activity; transmembrane transporter binding; voltage-gated potassium channel activity
Source: RefSeq, a predicted model, not a curated record